Sinocyclocheilus anshuiensis is the source of this 689-nucleotide messenger RNA. Its product is annotated as GTPase HRas-like. The transcript has 3 exons. Gene Ontology annotation, molecular function: GTPase activity; GTP binding. The record is from RefSeq and is a predicted model, not a curated record. Gene Ontology annotation, cellular component: membrane. The coding region runs from base 334 to 663 and encodes 109 amino acids. Gene Ontology annotation, biological process: signal transduction. NCBI's taxonomy places the organism in Eukaryota, Metazoa, Chordata, Actinopteri, Cypriniformes, Cyprinidae.
CAGUGAUCCCGCCUCCUCCUCGCCCUCAGUGAAUCUGGGAGAGCCUUAGCCGAGAGGAGCUAAUUCCUCUACGGGUGGAUUUAUGUGGGUUUUCGUAAAAUUUGAACAGACUGGAGAAACAUAGUUAAGAGAAGAAUAAUUUUUGGUGUUUUUACGGGUGGAUUUUCAUCAGCCCGAAUACUUCCAGCCUGUCUUCGACUCUCGGGAGAGUUUAGUUAGUCUGGUCGAUCGUAAUGUGGCUCAGGGGCUAAUCCUUGGACUUCAUUCAAUACUAAUUCAUCUCGAAGCGCUUCGUUUGGGCGAGCCGAACUGAUUUAACAACAACUCACGAGAAUGACAGAAUACAAGCUGGUAGUUGUCGGGGCUGGUGGCGUUGGGAAAAGUGCUCUGACCAUCCAGCUCAUUCAGAAUCACUUUGUAGACGAGUAUGACCCCACUAUUGAGGAUUCUUACAGAAAGCAGGUUGUGAUUGACGGAGAGACGUGUUUGCUGGACAUCCUGGACACCGCUGGUCAGGAGGAGUACAGUGCCAUGAGAGAUCAGUAUAUGAGGACAGGAGAGGGCUUUCUUUGUGUGUUUGCCAUCAACAACGCCAAGUCCUUUGAGGACGUACAUCUUUACAGGUACAUAGCCAAACACAUGUGGACAAACCGAUAUAUGUAAACAAUAUUCGGCAUCGGUUACCAUCA